Messenger RNA from Maniola jurtina (meadow brown), 1726 nucleotides. Its product is annotated as juvenile hormone esterase-like. The record is from RefSeq and is a predicted model, not a curated record. The coding region runs from base 31 to 1668 and encodes 545 amino acids. NCBI's taxonomy places the organism in Eukaryota, Metazoa, Arthropoda, Insecta, Lepidoptera, Nymphalidae. The transcript is spliced from 3 exons.
AAAUUUAUAGUUUUAAAAAUCGUACGAGGAAUGGGUACAUCCUGUCAAAUAUUCGUAUUUACCGCCAUUUUCGGCGCCAUCUUUGUCGAGGCGGUUUCGUUUGAAAACACGCAAAUAGUUCAUACAACAGAGGGUAAAAUUGAGGGUAGUUUGGCGGAAAACGGUCUUUAUUAUGAAUAUCUCGGUAUUCGGUACGGCAUUCCAGUUAAAUUUAGAGCACCAUUACCACCACCAAAAUUUUCUGGGGUCUACAAAGCAGAUAGCCGUGACGUCAUUUGUCCCCAAUUCCCAACCCACGAUCCUUUAGCUGCCCCUAGCGACAAUGAAGACUGCCUCAUCCUCAACGUUUACGUUCCCUCCUUCCUCAACACCACUUUCCCUGUCAUGGUCUUCCUCCACGGAGGAGACUUCGGCAUCGGUUCUAGCUCUUCAAACUUCUAUGGACCUGAAUAUCUCCUGAGUCAUGGAGUAAUAGUUGUCUCUGUCAACUACAGGUUAAACAUCUAUGGUUUCCUAAAUCUAGGCAUCCCUGAAGCACCAGGAAACGCUGGACUUAAAGAUAUUAGAGCAGCAUUAAGAUGGAUUAAAGAAAACAUAGAAAACUUUAAUGGAGAUCCAGAUAAUAUAACCGUUUUUGGCCAAGGAAGCGGAGGCUUAGCAGCUAUCUAUCUAACUCUAACAGAUACAACAAAGGGUUUAUUUAAUAGAGUUAUAUCGGAAAGUGGGACGCCAUUCACUCCACAAGCUUUCGAUCCAAAACCAAUAACCACAGCGAGCCAAUUAGCCAAAUCUUUAGGCUUUAAUACCAAAAAAGUUGACAAACUCCUCGAAAUUUACACAAACACACCAAUAAACAAGGUGGAAGAAGCUAUUAGCAAACAAAUGAAUGCAAAAUCAUAUUUCCUACCAUCAGUCGAAGAAGUUUUUGAAGAUGAAGAAGCAUUUUUGAUAGAUACCCCUUUUAAUAUACUAGCAACCGGUACAAAACACAAAUGUUUCAAUCCUGUACCAGUUAUAAUCGGUAUUAAUACUGUAGAAGGUUUAACUAGUACAUUAGACUAUUAUACAAUUACUAGUCAAAUGGAUAGGAUCAAGAAUGAAGACUUUUCAGUGUUAGAUCAAAGGAGUUUAAUAAUUCCUGAUGAUGAAAAAGAGGAAUUCCGGACUAUAAUUAGAGAUACUUAUUUCACAAAUAUAACUUCUGACGAAGCAUUGGUUGGUGGGAUUAUAAAUUUAAAUACAGAUUUCUCAUAUGUAGGACCGAUGUCAUUAUUUUCAGAACUUUACACUAAUAGUACUGAUAUGCCAUUAUACGAAUAUAUAUUUAGUUAUAUAGGUAACAGAAAUCUUGGGAGAUUAUUAACGAAUAGCAGUUUGCCUGCCACAGCCAAUAGGGAUGAGCUGUACUACGUUUUUGAAUUGGAAAGGAUGCCUUUGCCGAUAGAUGAGAACGAUGCAAGGAUCAUCACUUUUAUGACUAUGAUGUGGACCAAUUUCGCUAAGUUUGGAUCACCAACCCCGGACCCCAGCAAUGGCGAAUGGCUGCCGUAUCCCCACCACCUGGAAAUAAACCUGGAACCGCAAUACGUAGCCCCCUUAACACCAGAUAGAGCCUACUUCUGGAGGCAUUUCUAUUACAAAUAUGGCGCUGACAUUCCCAAGGAAUAAACUAUGAUAAUAUAUUUUUUACGAAAUCAACCAGCAUGACCAGCAGUUUAACGUUCUU